Molecule: messenger RNA, 1409 nt
Organism: Lindgomyces ingoldianus
Lineage: Eukaryota; Fungi; Ascomycota; Dothideomycetes; Pleosporales; Lindgomycetaceae
Product: pyridoxal reductase
Exons: 4
Coding region: 122-1111 (329 amino acids)
Cellular component (GO): cytoplasm
Source: RefSeq, a predicted model, not a curated record
GUCAGAUUCCACUCAAAUAUCUGCAUACUGCAAGCUUCAAUUGCACUAUUCUCCUCUCGACAUUUAUCUUAUUUCAUACUGCCUCCCAACCUCCCUUACAAUCUUCCAAGCCUGAUCCACCAUGCCACAGAUUAUGAACAGAGACGUCGGCCCUGUGGGUUUUGGACUAAUGAGCUUAACGAAUUACUUCAAACCAAUCCCCCGUGAACAAGCCUUCGCUGCUAUGCGCGCCGCCAUCGAAUCCGGCUGCACUCUCUGGGACGGGGGCGAGCACUAUGGAACCCCGGAUGACAACUCUCUAACUUUGCUCAACGAGUACUACAAGAAGUAUCCUGAGGACGCUGAGAAAGUUGUUCUCAACAUCAAAGGGGCUAUGGAGGGUUAUCCAUCUUUCAAACCCUUAGGCUCAAGGGCUAAAAUCCGUGAAUCGGUGGAAGGUUGCCUAGCCCGCCUGGGUUCCAAGGGCAAAAUAGACAUGUUCGAACCUGCUCGUCGGGACAAGACGGUGCCAUACGAAGAAACCCUGAAUGCGCUUAAAGAGCUCCAAGAUGAGGGCAAGAUAGGGGGCAUUGCACUUAGCGAAGUGAAUGCAAACACUAUUCGUGAAGCCUCAAAGCACGUCAAAAUCGUAGCCGUGGAAAUCGAGGUCUCACUCUUCCAUACUGAAGCCUUGACCAACGGCAUCACAGCCACGUGCAAGGAACUUGAUAUCCCCAUUAUUGCAUACUCUCCCAUCGCUCGCGGUCUUCUCACAAACACCAUUACGGCUACACCAGAUGACUUCCGUCAAAUGCUGCCGCAAUUCCAAGCCGAGAACAUCUCGCAUAAUCAACUUCGCGUGAAAGCCAUAUCCGCAAUCGCUGAGCGCAAGAAUUGCACCCCGGCGCAGCUCUCGUUAGCUUGGGUUCUGGCGCUUAAUAAGAGAGAGGAUAUGCCGACGAUUGUGCCGAUUCCGGGGACAGGAAAUCCGGAGAGGGUGAAGGAGAAUGCGAAGGCAGCGGAUGUGGAGCUGAGUCAAGAAGAUAUCGAAGAGAUUGAUGAAAUUGUUAAGAAGUAUGAUAUUAAGGGUGACAGGUAUCCCUCUAAACUCAUGGAAAUGACGGAUGCAUGAAGCAGGCUAGAGAAAAGUGGGAACAUGCCAGUAUAGACUUUGCGUCUACGGUCAAUUUAUUGUAUCAAUAUCAAACCGCAAACCGUCUUCCACUCUAUCAAUUUCUCGCAGUAGCCUCCCCCUCGACAGACCUAUCUUCUACACCGCCUUCUGGUAAUCCGUAUGCUUUUGCAACCUUUCUUUGUCAAAUCUCCCUCGCAUGCAGAGUUCGUAUACUCAAUGCCGUUACUAUAAGAGCAAAGCUAAGACAACUUACGGUAAUAUAUCCCUUCUGAUAUUCCGGAGCAUCGACCUGCUG